Impatiens glandulifera is the source of this 469-nucleotide messenger RNA. Its product is annotated as 60S ribosomal protein L38-like. Gene Ontology annotation, molecular function: structural constituent of ribosome. Lineage: Eukaryota; Viridiplantae; Streptophyta; Magnoliopsida; Ericales; Balsaminaceae. The transcript is spliced from 3 exons. Gene Ontology annotation, biological process: protein-RNA complex assembly; translation. The record is from RefSeq and is a predicted model, not a curated record. Bases 71 to 280 code for a protein of 69 amino acids. Gene Ontology annotation, cellular component: ribosome; cytosolic large ribosomal subunit.
UUUUGUUUCUUCGCCGUUCCAAUUUCCGCUCUUCUGUUAAUAUUCUUGGGCGAUCUUCAAGUAAUCAACAAUGCCUAAGCAGAUCCAUGAAAUCAAGGAUUUCCUUCUAACAGCAAGAAGGAAGGAUGCCCGAUCUGUGAAGAUCAAGAGGAGUAAGGAUGUGGUUAAGUUCAAAGUUCGUUGCUCAAAGUAUUUGUACACUCUUUGUGUUUUUGAUACAGAGAAAGCUGAUAAGUUGAAGCAAUCUCUUCCUCCAGGUUUGACUGUUCAAGAUCCUUGAAGCAAAUUGUAUCAAGUAAUCUACAAAAUUUGAGUGUUUUCUUUCUUGGGUAUUUUCUUGUUUUUUUUAAGUGAUGUAAAACUUGUGGGAUGUUGCUUGGAGAAUUUCUUAGAAAUGGAUUGAUAUUUUUUGAUAUUGGUAUUUUUUGAUCAUAUUAUACAUCUAUCAAAGCUUUUAUUUGUUUGGUUA